CACACGUCGGCCGUCUCUCCGGUUGAAAGCUGUUUCCAAGCGUCACUGGCCGAGCAGAAAGAACCAGUCCUCACCGACCGAGCGCACCGCAGCACGCCGAGAAGUCUUUGUUUUCGAGUGGUUUCGAUUUGCAUAUCCACUUCCACUCCUUCCUCAUUUGCAUACAGCAAGAAUGGCGAGCGGGCAUCCCACAGAAAAAUUCAGUUUCAUGUACCAACCAGACACGCACAAGAGCAAGAACAGGUUAUCUUCAGCCAUGAAUCCCCUCUACAGCCCCGUUCAGCCUGGCACUCCAUACGGAAACCCCAAGAACAUGGCAUUCACAGGCUAUCCUGGAGCUUAUCCCGCCACGGCCCCCACCUAUACUCCCAACAUCUAUCAAACAGGAAGUCCUGGGUAUCCACCAGGGUAUACUUCAGCAGGAACUCCAUACAAAGUAUCCCCCACCCAGUCAAAUGGAGCACCUCCUCCUUACACUCCUACGCCCACCCCGUACCCGACAGCCAUGUACCCCAUCCGCAGUGCCUAUCCUCAGCAGAACAUUUACGCACAGGGAGCUUACUACACUCAGCCAGUGUACGCAGCUCAGCCCCAUGUGAUCCAUCACACCACCGUGGUGCAGCCCAACAGCAUCCCCUCCACAGCGCUCUACCCCGCCCCUGUCCCCGUUCCCGCACCUCGCAACAAUGGCAUGGCGGCCAUGGGAAUGGUGGCUGGAACAACUAUGGCCAUGAGUGCAGGGACCCUGUUGACAACACCCCAGCACCCCCAGAUUGGAGCACAUCAAGUUACGGUGCCAACCUACAGGCCCCAAGGGACACCUGGUUACAGCUACGUACCACCUCACUGGUAGAGCCCGCCCUUUGUAUCUGGAGUCCACCAUCAUAUGCAACUGCUUAGAUCUUACACGAGCUCCCAGUGGUAAACACGAGAACUCGGCACGUGUCUGCAAGAACAAACUAAAGUGCAACAGCCACUUUACUAUUAUUGUUAUGAUGCGACAUUCUCUUUUUUUAUUUUUUUUAAAGCUGCUUUUACUUUGUCAUUUUUUUUCUGUUCAUUUGCCUACAAUUCAUUACCAAUUUUUUUUUUUCUUUUUCUUUUUUUUCUUAUGUUGAUGUCCUCAUGCUGUCUGUCAUUGGAACUCCAGAAGGACUCAAACCAUCACAGGCGUUGCUCGCUCCCAUUUGCAUUGUGUUGGGCUAUUUGUGGUCCUGCCUGUUGCUGCUGCUCAGUUUGGCUGGAAUCCAUAGGGCACUUACUCUUCAUCGUCAUCUUCAUUAGUCUCUGGAAAGACUUUAGACUAAUGCUGCCAAAUUUUCUAACAGGAUAUCAGCACAGGGUUUUGACAUUAAUAGGACAUUUAUUUUGUGGGGUUUGUUUUGGUUUUUUGGUUCUGUUUACUGCGAUUAGCCAUAUUUGUUUUCUCGGUUUUUCUACCCUUUUGUUCAUCCCUUUUUCCUUUCGAGUCUUUUUUUUCCCGCCUGGUUUUUCAGUUGGCUCUCAUGUGUCUUCCAGCAUGUUCUUGUCUGGCUGUCAGUCCAGCUGUCUUCACCUGAGUGUUAGUUUGUGCUAAGAGUGCUUACCGAGCAUCAUUCAGCUUGUCUGACUCCUAUGUUGUACCUAGUACACUCUGCAGAGAACCCCCCCACCCCCCGUUUCAUGCUACAUACUAUGCAGGCUGGCAUGUUGUGACUCGCCAACAUUGGAGGACAUUCGGGGCGCUUUGGGUCACUUUUGUAACGCGGGCAAAAUCUGUACAAAUGUUAAUAGUAACAGACUCAACAGCACACACAUACACACGCACAGGGGCUCCUGUUGUGUGCGCUCACUUAGAGGCACUUACUGCUGUCAUCACACAAAACGAGCAAAUACGUGGGGGUAUGCACGGCGGACACCGCCCUCGCAGAUGGAGCUUAAAGGGAUCGUCGUGGGAGGUGGAGGUGAGAAAGGAGGCGGCGAUGCCAUGCUCACAGGCACUCCUUUCGUUCAACGUACAAGACAUCCGAGUUUGUGUCAUUUCACCUCCAAAGGCACAAACGGAUAGCUUUCUUUGCACGGGAUGUUUUGUACGUUGACUUUGAAUAUUUUUCCCGCUGUGACCGUGACAUCUCCUCCUCCUUUCCUUUGUCAGACAAACAUUAAAACACCAGAGGGAAGAGAAAGGCUAUGUAGAGUCACAUCUUGAUACCUUUGCAGACAUUCAAAACAUCGGUGGCGAGAGCGCGUUUGUCUUAAAGGCGUGAAGAUCCGCCUCACUGAAAGCUGGCGUCGGUCCCCACCCAGACUAUAGUCUGCUGUUGGUGGGGAUUCAUAUUUAGGUGAGGCCUUUUUCAGGAUUAAAACAUGAAAAAUACAAAAAAAAAAGAUUUGCAACCUUAACAGAUUUUAGAGUACAUGUGGGGAUUAGAAAAUGCAUUUGCUAUGCGGGUAUUUGUCGGAGGGGGUUCAAUUAUCGCAAUAAAUAAGAGGGAAUGCCUCCAGCUGUUAACUUACAGUCAUUGUUUUAUCAGCAUUUUUAAUUGAUUUUUAUAAAUGCUUGUUGUAAUAUCUAAAUGUGGAUUUGGAGCUGUUUAUUCAGCUUCCAUUCAAUAAUUAUUCCAGUUACUGCUAAGAACAUAUCAAAAGUUUGAAUAACGUGAGGAAAUAUUGUACAACUUAAGGUUUAAAAAGAAACUUGACUAUGCUAUUCUAAUUUAAUGCUAAGUAAGAGGUACUUAGGCUUUGUAGUGCAGGACAGACAAGGGCGCAGUUUAUUAAAAUCAAACAAUAAGGUGGCACGUUUGAGGUUUCCUUAGUCCAGAUGUUUGUAAUCUUGUAGGUUCAUAUUCAAAAGGGCGUUGCAAGAAAACGUUUCUGAAGGACGUCAAAGAAACGUUUUUUCCUGCGGCAGCCGUGAUGCUACUCUACGUUAUUUAACCAAACCACUACGUUUGUCAGUAUUCCUCAGUGAAAUCUUGGUUUUUUUUCCCCCCUCCUUCCCCUCUGGUCAUAUGAGCUUAAAUGGGUAUGCAUUAUAUUCAGGUGUAUUUCAGGAUAGCAUUGGAAAUAAAAAACAUGCAGUAUAUUUAUACAGCGAGUGGUACAGUAAGGUACUUCUAGCGAAGCAUGGUUGCAUUGGUGUGGCAGCUAUUGUUUGUGCUUUUAAAGGAUAGUUUGGGUUUUUUUUUUUCUGCAUCUCUACAUAUCCAUCACCACAUGAGGAGUCCAUGCAAGCUCUGUCAUGACUGUUGGAGCUUGUGGAGUCCCCCCCUCCCCUCCCCUCCCCCCUCAUUUUUAGGACGGUUGCCUGAGUUUGCUGAAGGAUGUAGCAGCGAAACCUCUUUUAAUGGAGUGAGAAAAGCCAGCUUUUUCCUGUCUCGUUUUUGUGCCAUAUUUCGACCAAUUGCUGUUCAGUAAAUGAGUUUUUCUUCUAAAUAACUGGUAAACUACAAGUCCUUGUUAAUGUCUAGUUUCUUGUGAAUCUGUGUUUCUUCCUGUUGCUGUCCUGUUUCUCAUGUGACUGAUGCCGUCUGACUUCCUUUGAACUUGCGUCUGUUUUUUUUCUUUUUAUCGACACUAAAUGAUGUUUGACUUCUUACUGUCCACUCACCUCCUCAUUCCUCUCUUUGCUUUUCCAUCCUAAAAUGAUCUCCCAUUGACCUCUGAUUUACGCGAACAGCCGCAUCGCCGUGGUUUCAAGAGUUGAGCCGACAGGGAGAAUCUCUUCCUUCCUCAUUAUCGCUUUGAUGCUGUUCUGCACCGAGGUGUUUCUAGGGGGGCAUAAGCUUUUGUUUUGUUUUAAACUAUGAUACUUUUAGGGCAUUUUCAUGCCGCUUCACACACGACCUUCGCCGCGGUCUGAGACGAGGAUUCAUCCGGACUGUCCAACAGUUUCGGUGAGAGUGCUCGGGUCUUUUUCAGGACGGUGUAACCGCCUCCUCGUUGGACUCCAUUCCUUUCCACUCACUUAUUUGCACUUAAGUGAACGUAAAUAUUCAAAGACAUUCGGGGGGAGGGGGGCGUUGGUGUGCAACACUGUCUUAAUCAUAGAUCUUUGUAUCAUCUUUUUCGUCCUGCAAACCUUCCUGUUUCAUUUCAAUCACUUUCAAAGUGAAACCACAAAGAGCCUCUCCUUCUUUUCCUUUUUCUCCGUCUCUGUUUUAUUUUUUUUUCCACCUUGCAGUCGCUAAGUCUUAGUUUUUCCUAAUAAAAAAAUGGAAACACUACUAUCACAAUUAAUAGUGGGCUCUUAAAUGUCUUUGAUGUUUUGCUGCAGCCUUUUCAUUUCAAUCUCGUCAGAUAUAUCUCUUAGUUUGAUUGGACACUAAAUGUGAUGCAAAAAGUGGAAAUUCCUCGUCUUCCAAAAAAAAACAAAAAAAAAAGUAAAAACCCGUACUCGAGCCCCCCGCUGGGCCGAGUAUCCAGAAAAGCCCAUCUUUGGAAGUUUUCGUUUGGUACAGUUUGCACAUGCUAUGGUAUUUCUGUUACCGUAAGGUUGUGUUUGAAACUGAAGCCCAGCGUCUGUUCAGCGUUGAGAGAAGUGUAUGUUCGCUAUUCGGUCCAGAGUGAAGGACCUGCAUCAGGCUUGUGAUAUGAAGUGUAAAUUUGUUUUUCAUUUUUUUAAUGUUUCUUUGAUUUUUUCUGUUGUUGUUUUUUUUUUCUUCUUUUUUAAAGAUCAGUUAGUGAUCUUAGUACUAUAACUAAGCCAAGUUUGUAAUUGUAUAUUUACUGUAAAAUGUAGAACAUUAAAUAACUAUUAAAAUUUUCCUAUAAAAGGA
This is a messenger RNA of Oryzias latipes (Japanese medaka), 4760 nucleotides long. It is a transcript of the gene fam168a, whose product is annotated as family with sequence similarity 168 member A. Lineage: Eukaryota; Metazoa; Chordata; Actinopteri; Beloniformes; Adrianichthyidae. The record is from RefSeq and is a predicted model, not a curated record.